CGUUUUCGGUUUUUAUACCAAUUUGUUUUACGUUUUCGCCUACGGCAAAAAGAAAUUUUAGAACACGCCAGCGUCAAAGCAGGGAAGAGAAAAAGAAAAGAGGAAGGAAGAGUGGUGUCUGGAUGUCGAAAUCAGAGGAGUGCGCUUGAUCCUUUCUUUUUCGCAUGCGGCUCGUACCGUAAUUGACCGGUUUUGUGGAUUCCACGCGGUGUGUGGAUGUUUAUUUUCGUGUGCUCCCUUCGUCGAAAACCCAUCUUCAACAACAACAACAACAACAACAGCUCUUUCUAAACAUUGCGGUGUGUGCCAGCUCAUUUGUAAAGACUCGAGGACCAGGCUGCAUCAGUGGGAAACAUUUCAAGAACAAUGGCUCAAAAUAACUCCCUACUACAGGUUUAUGGUGGUGACGAAGUUGCCGCUAUAGUACUAGAUCCAGGCUCCCAAACCACACGAGCAGGUUAUGCGGGUGAUGAUUUCCCCAGAAUCAUAACCCCAUCGUACGUGGGCACUUCACAAGAAUCUUCAGAUGCAAUGGAGGUGGAUGAUAAUGAUGAUAACAACCUGGGAAAGAAGAAGUUGACAAAGAGAUCCAACACUUACUAUUCGGAAACGGCUUUAAAUUACCCUAAACCAGGUGCUGAGUUGAGCCCAAUAGUUAAAGACGGACUCAUACAAGACUGGGACUCCGCCGUGGAACAAUGGCAAUACAUAUUUGAUGAUUUACGUGUUGAUUUUGCAGAACAACCCUUACUCUUGACAGAGCCGGUUUGGAAUUCCGCUAAAAACCGUGAGAAGUCGCUCGAAGUGGCUCUCGAACAGUUCCAAUUCCCUGGUUUCUACUUGGCGUCUUCGCCAACUUGUGUCGCGUUUGCUCAAGGCCGUCCAUCCGCUUUAGUCGUUGAUGUUGGACAUGACGUUGUGUCAGUAACCCCUGUUGUCGAUGGAAUGUGUUUGGCAAAGACAACGUUAAAGACUCAUUAUGCUGGUAGGUAUCUAUCUGAACAACUGAAAAAGCGCAUCCAAACUGAUAUAGUUCCGCUGUACAAGGUGAAAUCGAAAGUGCUUACAGCACCAAAUGAAGAACCUAGAUGGGUUCCAACCCAGUUCGAAAAUAUUACAAAAUCAUAUGACGAUUACCAAAUCGAGCAAACGGUUCAUCAGAUGAAGGAAUACCUCUUGAAGAUCCCCCAAGAAUUUGAAGAGAAAUAUCCAACGCGUUCCUAUGAAUUACCAAAUGGACACCGUUUCGACUUAUCAAAGGAAAGAUUCGAAGUUGGUGACUCACUGUUUAACCCAAUAAACUACGAAAUUCCUGAAUUCCCAGCUGAGUCUGGUGAACCUGAAAUUGAAUCUAAGAACGAUUACGUUCCAAUCAAACGUUCAUUUAAGAAGACAAAUGAUGAAGAGGAUGGUCCAAAGAAAUCAUCCAAAGUCACUGUUACUCAUAGAGGACUAACUGAGUUGACAUCACAUGCUCUGUCACUUGUCGAUGUUGAUAUAAGAGCACAAUUGGCACAUAACAUUGUGGUGACAGGUGCUUCAUCUUUGAUCACAGGAUUGAACGAGAGAUUGUUUGUCGAGCUAUCGCAGUUACAUCCUGGCCUGAAGAUUCGUGUUCAUGCAACUGGAUCAUCUGCGGAAAGAAAAUUCCAAAGCUGGAUUGGUGGUAGCGUGUUGAGUAGUUUGGGUACUUUCCAUCAACUAUGGGUCAGUAAAAAGGAAUUUGAGGAAGUUGGUGUUGAUAGACUCCUUGCACAAAGAUUUAGAUGA
Messenger RNA from Williopsis jadinii, 1770 nucleotides. It is a transcript of the gene ARP4, whose product is annotated as Arp4p. Gene Ontology annotation, molecular function: chromatin binding. The transcript has 3 exons. Gene Ontology annotation, biological process: regulation of transcription by RNA polymerase II. The coding region runs from base 367 to 1770 and encodes 467 amino acids. Gene Ontology annotation, cellular component: NuA4 histone acetyltransferase complex; SWI/SNF complex. The record is from RefSeq and is a predicted model, not a curated record. Lineage: Eukaryota; Fungi; Ascomycota; Saccharomycetes; Phaffomycetales; Wickerhamomycetaceae.